Molecule: messenger RNA, 1515 nt
Organism: Microbotryum saponariae
Lineage: Eukaryota; Fungi; Basidiomycota; Microbotryomycetes; Microbotryales; Microbotryaceae
Source: the annotation of a GenBank genome assembly
AUGGCCCCGUCGCCUCCGUCGUCGUCGACCGCGGUCGUACCGAGUCAGCAGCAAGAAGCUCUGGUCAAGAAGAAGAAGAUGGUCAAGCGACCACCCGCGCGCAGGCAGGUAGGUGCAUUCGAUACAUCACCCAGCCAAGCGUGUUCCCCCCGGCUCUGACUCCUACCGCUCCCUGCUCGGUCCGUCUCCUGCUCGCGACCGUCCCACCUACCACUCACCCAGGUCGAAGUAGGCCAAGUCGUGAAAAAAGCGCCCGAACAGACCGGCUCGACCUUCAACGUCUGGUACCACAAGUGGGCCGGUGGCGACAAGUACGACGAGUACAACGUCAAGGAAAAAUCCCAGACCCGCGUCGACCUCAAGAAGGACUCGGGUUACACCAAGGCCGAUGGUGACGGAACAAAGUAUCUGUGUCUUUUCUUUGCGAGAGGAUGUUGUCCACUAGGGUCAGUGAGACGGCCGGGUGCGGGGUUCAGCUUAUGGCAGCGACUGACGCCGACCCCCCAUCCAUGCCUGGAUUCCCAGCCACGAAUGCUCGUACCUCCAUCGCCUCCCUCCGUCCCAACACGAACUCCCCGACGCGUCCCUCGACGUCUUUGGUCGAGAAAAACACUCGGACUACCGCGACGACAUGGGCGGCGUCGGUUCCUUCACCCGCAUGAAUCGCACGCUCUACAUCGGUCGCUUGGUCGAGACGAGGGACACGGCCGAAAUGAUCGAGAGGCACUUCGAAGAGUUUGGCGAGAUUGAACGAAGUCAGUUCUUCCUCCUCGAGCUCUGUUCUCGCAUUGAUUCGCAACCCAGCACUGAUAGCCAUCCGACUUUGGAACGCCUGAUAGUCAAGAUCCUGAGUAGUCGAGGCGUCGCGUUCGUGACGUACGUUUCCGAAUUGAACGCCCAAUUCGCCAAGGAGGCCAUGAUGCAUCAAUCCCUCGACUCGGACGAGAUCCUCAACGUCAGGUAGGUCAACUAUACAUAUUUUGCGGUAUCUGAGAAAAACUCCAAACUGCAAGGUCUUAGUGGCUCUUAACAUAUCCACCGUCCCCGAUUCGUAGAUGGGCAACCGAAGACCCGAACCCGGCCGCCAAGCGACGCAACCGCCGCGAACUCGAACAGGCAGGCGAAGACGGCAUCGCCGCCACCUUGGACCCGGAAUUCGUUCGACGCGUGCGCGAAUUGGAUGAAUUGGAGGGACUGGUCGAACCGCUGCCCGCGGAGAUGCCGGAGAUUGCAGCGGCUAGGGACGAGGAACCAGACGAGGAGGAGGAAGGUCGACAGAAUAAGAGGGCUAGGAUCGAAGCUCCUCCUACUCCCACGACGGGCACACAGAAUGGUGCGCACGACGCCGUCAAAGCAGGAGGUAUCUUGUCAGCGAACGCGAUCGAUUCGCUCAAGUAUAUCGCUAGUUUGAGACAAGCAACAGCCGCACCAACGAGUAAAACAGCCGCACCACCGACACCGGCAAAUGCGUUGGGUGGUUUGGCGGCUUAUGGCUCCGAUGAGGAGUCGGAUUAG